AUGACCUCAUCUGGACGGACAUCACCCACAGCGGAGCCAUUCACACCCAUGCGGAUCGCAUUCAUCCACCCCGACCUGGGCAUCGGUGGCGCCGAGAGACUCGUGGUUGACGCGGCAGUUGGACUCCAAGACCUCGGGCACAAGGUUACCAUGUACACCUCUCACCACGACCCUUCUCAUUGCUUCGAGGAAACCCGCGAUGGAACAUUGAAGGUCCAGGUUGGCGGAAACACGAUUGUGCCAAGGACGAUUGCAGGACGCUUCUACAUCAUCUGCGCCAUUCUCAGGAACAUUCACCUUGCUUUGAUCAUGAUCAUGCUGAACAGGAAACUGGACGGCAAAGAAAAGUUUGAUAUCAUCAUUGUCGAUCAACUCUCCGUUUCGAUCCCUCUCUUACGCUGGACUGGGGCAAAGAUAUUUUUCUACUGCCACUUCCCCGACAAACUGUUAACCAAACGCGAAUCGUUCCUCAAAAAGCUCUAUCGACUCCCUGUUGAUUUCAUCGAGGAACUCACCACAGGUACUACCACGCGGAGAUUGCUUGAUGAGAUGAGUAAGGACAUCGAUAAGAUCAUGUAG
Linnemannia hyalina is the source of this 579-nucleotide messenger RNA. The record is from the annotation of a GenBank genome assembly. NCBI's taxonomy places the organism in Eukaryota, Fungi, Mortierellomycota, Mortierellomycetes, Mortierellales, Mortierellaceae.